Messenger RNA from Spirodela intermedia, 8707 nucleotides. The record is from the annotation of a GenBank genome assembly. Lineage: Eukaryota; Viridiplantae; Streptophyta; Magnoliopsida; Alismatales; Araceae.
AUGGGUCGUCGAAUUGUCUCCGGCGGCUGUCACCUGGCACAGCGGAAAAACGGUGACUUUGCGGCUCUUCGGCGAUUGUCACCCGACGGAGAGGAGCUGGAUGGAGGUGGGGCGCAUGUUAGGGAGACUUCAUCCUCAGGUCCGCGUAGCAAGAGGAGGCUCUUCAUCGCAUCCGGUACGCUCUCAGGAGGUGGUGACUCGUCUCCUAGCAGAUCGUCCUCUUCCCGACGACGGCUUGUUCAUCGAUCAAUUGAAGAUGCUUUACUCGAUGGAUUUGUGAUCUUUCUAUCGUGAAUCAUUCAGCAAUUUUAGUAACAAUGCUCCGCGAAUCAUGUUGACGAGAUUUUCGCCGAUGAUUUAGAAAUUAUGGUUGCUUAAUCCUUCACCGGCGAUCUGUAGGAAAGUCGUGAUAAUCAAAUAAAAAAAUAUGAGUUUUGGCUCUAAGAGGAUUCAAACCCGCGCCGGUUGCCAGCCACUUCUGAGGAAGGUGUGAUGCGGGUUUAGUCCCACAUCGGUUGUGUGCCGAUUUUUCAGACGAAUAUAUAGUAAUGUUACAUUUCUAAGCAAAGUUCCUUCUCUCGCAUGUACGACUACUCCUUGCCCCACAACUGACUGGCCACCGGUGACGUGAAAAGGGAGUGGCACACACGUGCCCCUAUCAGUCCAAGCCACUCGAGCCCCUACUCGCGGCUAUUCCCUGACUGAGCUUCUGACCCGCUUGCAGGCCCGGCUGGCCGACGGGUUCCCCUCAUUUUGUCUUAUUUUUAUUUUUAUUUAUUUUUCUUUAUUUAUCUCAAAAGUAAGAUUGUAAAAAUCAUAUAAAUUCAUAUAAAAUUAUAUAAUUACCUAAAAAUUCACAUUAAUCAAUUGAAAACUACUUUUCACACUUUAACACAAAUAUAAGUCUAUUUAUCAUGAGUUAAGGCUAAAACUAUAUUAUUUACUAAUUAUUAACUCAUGAUAAUGAAGGCUUAUCAUGAACUCUGUAGCUUGAUUCUAUUUCAUGUAUAUCAUGUGCUAUUGGAGACUUCUCUACUUAGAAGCUUAUUCUAUAUCUAUCUAUAAUUUACCAUGGUCAUUUGACAAUUAUAUAAGUCUGGUGGUCAAUCCUUAUGUGUUCUUGAGAAGGUAGCUAAGAUUGGUUUGUGAUCACAAUAAUAUUUGGAUGGUUAAGAUAUAAACCUUUUUUAUCACCUUUUUAAUGCUGUCUACUAAUAUUGGUAUUCUUUUUUUUUUAAUUUUUUACCCAUGAUAGAUGGGUAUUUUGAUUAAUAAAUGAUUAACGCAAAAUAUUAUUUAUAUAUCUAGAAGAUGGGUGGCUUGGCAAAUUGUUGGUAUUAUUCACUCCCCCAAGUGGGUCCUCAAAUCAAUAUCCUCCAUUAAUAUGUGGUUCUCUUACAAGAUCAAUGCUUUUAUCAUCAUCUAGAUUGGUACGUUAUAUAGCUCAUUUUUUUCCUAAGAUUAUGAUUUAUUAUUCUCAUGGAAGAUCUUGUUUACUCGGCAUCGACUAUAAAUAGAUUCAUAUAAGUCCAACCUUAACAGAAAUAUAGUAAUUAGAUGUGUUAUCAUAGUUCCUAUGCGAGGGUAAAUAUGGUGAGAACUUACCAAAAAUAAGCCUAGUAAGGUAGUAAGUUUAUCACAAGAGCUUGUUGAACCAAUACAUUGAUUACAUCGACAUGAAAUAAGUGAGUUAGUUGUGGUAUUGAACAGCCUCCUCAUACGUGAUAUUGAUCUAAAUUUCAUUCUGUGACAAAUUUUCUUAGCCAAUAAUAUAAAAAAUGGCCAAAAUUAUUAAACUUUAUUCAUAAAUGUCCCAGCUCUAUCCUAUCUGCAGUAAGAAUUAUAUUUUUCCCUACAAAAAAUUGCAUCUAUUAGUUUUAGUUUUUCCUAUUUCCUUAAAAAUCCUGCUUCUGAAAAAUUGGUAUGCCCCGUCAUCAAAAAAUACAAGUUUUGAAGCCAUUUCCGUCUAGAGCGAUGCAGGGUAAUGGGUUCUGCAUGUAGAGAGAGAAAGAUCGUCUUCCCGUUCGUCUCCUCCAGUCGCCUUCUUGUUCUUCUUCUCCACUCUCUAAGCAGUGUAGGGCUAUGGCAUCUCCGUGUUAAAAAAAAAAGAAAAAAAAAAUCCAGUUUGCAGAGCUUCGGAGUGAGAAUCUGGAGGAGCGAGAAAGGCCCUAGCUGGCAAUUCGACCAAACUCAUCGUAGAAGAGAAAGCAACAAGGUGCGUAAAACCCUAGCUCGCCAUCAGAAGAAGAAGAGGCCAUCCACGGUCAACAACAACACGGCCAUCACCGUGAGCGAAACCACGACAGAGAGGCCGCAAUGGCCCCGACCUGCAUCUGCUCUCGGUAUGUCGGUGGGUAGAGCGCACUCCUCGCCAUUGAAGUAAACCCUAGAAGGGAACCCAUCUCCGGCCUCUAUGUCUAUCCCGGGGGUGAGCUUCUUGGUGAAAGAGAUCACCGAUUGCUGCUUCCCGGGCACUCUCGACCCACCGGACUGGUCCUUGUCCUCUGAUAAUGGCAUCAGAUAGUUCAACCCCGGGAGCCCUUCGAAGAACAGGGUGUUGUGCAGCUCCGGCAGCUUCGUCCCGUUGAAGGAGUAGACGCGCUCGUAACCCUGGAAGGCCCGCCGGAGCUGGACGGCGGCGAACCAGUCCUUGAAUGUGUACCCCUCCCAGUUGAAGAUGGUGAUCCUCGCCGUCCACCCAUUUCUGUAGUUGGAGUAGAUGUGCCAGUUGAUGCUGACCCCGCAGAAAUCCCCGCAGGGGAGAGGGUUUGGCACAGGCCGGUGCUUGAUACUGGCCCAGGCUUUGGCCUUUGCUGUCCUGUUGUUGAACGGCACGAGGAGGGCCUCCGAGGGGAGCAGCAGCGGCGGCGCGUCGGCGUCGCAGACGAGCCCGUCGGCGCAGCCGCAGGCGCAGGUGCCGCACGGCACGACGGAGUCGUUGUAGUACGCCGAGAAGGAGACGCAGCAGCGGGAGGCCUUGGCCUUGGGGCGGGUGAUGUUGCAGACCACCUGCCAGCUCGCGACGGCGGUGGAGACGGCGUCCAACCUUGAAGGGUCCGGGAACUCCAUGGGGCUGACCCUUUGCGGCGGCCCGCAGAGGUAGUCUGGGUUGAGGACGCCGGCGAUCUUCCAGUUCUUUGGGGGGUAGAGAGCUGUGCGGUUCAUGUCCGGGGGGAUCUUGAAGACGAGGAGCUGGAAGAUGGCUUUGGACUUGGUGGAAUUCAUGGUGGGGGGGAGUAAGGAGCCGUUCUUGCAGCAGAAGGGGAUCUUUCCGAUCUGGUCGUCAUCGACGCGUUCUGGGGGGAGGUCGGCGAUGACCGGGCGGCGCUGGCAGUUGAGGACGGCGGCGAAGUCGAGGCUCUGGUAGAAGGUGGAGGCCUCGCCGUAGAUGCAGGAGGAGGCGUCCUUGAGGUGGGUGUAGGCGCCCUUCAUGCUGUAGAUGAACUCGCCUCGCUUCCACUCCCAGGUGAGGUUCCAGUUGUCGAGGCGGCCCAGAGGGUUCCAGUUGUCGAGGGUGACCUGGGCCAGGUACUUGCCCUCGAAGGCCUGAAGGACGUCGUAGGCGAUGGUGAGGUCGCCGGCCCUCUGUGGCAGGAACUUAGUCGCGCCGUCUUGUUCGCCUUGAACUUGGGGUACUACUGCAGCACAGAUACAUCACGCUCCCUACUCGCACACAGAUAUGGACAAAUACGGUCUAGAUAUAAAACAUAAAAGCAUAUGAUCACAAUAACAAUGAAAACUCAAUUUUUGGUUAUCAAUGAGAACAAAUAGAAAAGAAUCACUAAGCAAUUAGGAAUUCUAAUGAGAACAAGACUUCCACCAAGCACCUUUAACUCAUGUUUCAAUGCCUUCAAAAUGACUCGCAUACUAGAGAGUCAACAAUUGACUCUUAUCUCCUUCUAUAAAGACUUCAUCUGCAAUAGAAGAAAGAGAAGAUAUCAAGAAUAGGAAUAGAGUUGAUAAAAAGAAAUAAUAGAAUCAAGAGAGAGAUAGUCAUCCAUCGUACCCAAAAAAGAGAAAUACAUGCCCUAUUUAUAGAAAUAAGAAAAAAUAACUACUCUCUAAAAGGAAGUAUCUCGAUUUACAUGUAGUUGAACCCACACAUUUCAAAUGUGACGAAUGCAACCACUCUUUUUCUCUCUCUACAUGACCCUCAAAACAAGUUAUAAUGGUUGAUGUGACUAUCAUGUCAUUGCCCCCUUACUCCUUGCACACCUCUCGAGCGAGUUAGAUAGGAGAGCUCUCUCUCACGUCUCUUGAACGGUUGAGAUGGGAGAGAUUCUCUCACACGUCUUCCGAACAAGUCAGCCGUGAUAGACUAACACUGUCAACAAACUCCACCUUGGCAGUCAUCAUCGCUGCACCAAGAGUCGACGUUUGUCCAUACUACAAGUUCUUCACCUUCUGUAAAGUACUUACAAUAUGAAUCAAAUUCAAACAAUAAUUGAACUACUCCAAUGUGAUGACCUUCAUCAACAUAUAUGCGGCAUUCUACUCUAUGUGAACCUUUUCUAGAGAGAUAUCUCUAGAAUUCACCAACUCAUAGAUCUUGCGAUAUUACACAUCAAUGUGCUUCAAUUACAUAUGAUAAACCUGAUUCUUUGUUAAGUAAUUAGCAUUCUGACUGUCAUAAUACAAAGGAACUUCACCUUGUCGGAUCCCAAGCUCACUUAAUAAUCCCUUCAACUAUAAGGCCUCUUUGGCUGUUUUAGUAGCUGCCAUAUAUUUCGCCUUAGUUGUAGAUAAUACAACAGUAGUAUGAAGUGUAGACUUUCAACUAAGAAGUCUAUCAACCAUGGUAAAAACAUAUCCCAUUGUAGAUCUUUGAUGACCUAAAUGCUUGAAAAAAUCUGCAUUAACAAAGUCAACAAUAGAAAGAUAAUUUUAUCAGUCAAAAUAGAUUUCAAAAUUUAAAAAACUCUUUAGAUAUUGGAGAAUUUAUUUCACUAUGCUUCAAUGCUCUUUUCCUAAAUUACUCAUAAAUCUGUUCACAAGCCGAACUGCAGGAACAAUAUCUGGUUUGAUACAAACCAUAACAUACAUGAGAGAGCCAACCGCAUUAAUAUAAAGAAUUUACUUCAUCUCAAUAAUAUCUUCUUCAGAUGUAGAAUACUUAGUAGAUAAUCUGAAAUGACUAACUAGAGGAGUACUCAUUGUUUUAGUAUUACUCAUCCUAAAUAGAUCCACCACCUUUGAAAGUUGACUCCUUUAAGUCAAUCAUAGUUGACCUAAUUCUCAAUCUCUAUGGAUCUCUAUAUCAAGAAUCUUCUUUACCACACCAAGAUUCUUUAUGUCAAAUUCUUUUCCUAAUAGUGACUUCAAUCUAGCAAUCUUAUAUGAAUUUUUCGAAACAAUAAGUAUAUCAUCACCACAGAACAUCAAAAUAAUCAGAUAACUAUCAUCACAAGUCCUCAUAUAAAUAGAAGAGUCAAAAUCAUACCUCGUAUAGUCAAUCUUUAACAUAUAAGAGUCAAACUUUUUAUACCAUUACCUUGAUGCCUGCUUCAACUUAUAAAGGUACUUUUUUAGUUCACAAAUAAGAUGUUCUGACCCUACAUAAUGAAAUCCUCCAAUUGUUGCAUGUAAAUAGCCUCCUCCAAAUCUCUAUGAAAGAACAUCAUUUUCACAUCCAACUAUUCAAACUCUAUAUCUUCAUAUGCGACAAUGGCUCACAUCAAGCGAAUAAACAUGUGCUUCACAAUUGGCAAACAUGUCCUUCACUAUAAUAAAUUCUUUACUUCUGUGUAAAGCUUUUUACAACAAGCCUUGCCUUGUACUGAGGUUGAUCACUAUCAAUUAUUAGUGACUUUUUCUUAUACACCCAUUUGCACCUAAUAACUCAUUUCCCUAUAGGAAGAUCCACUAAUUCUUAAGUGUGGUUCUUAUCUAAGAAUGCUUACUCCUUUAGACAUUGCUUACAUCUACUUCUCCUUUUCAAGACAACUAAUUAUCUUUUGAAAAGUUGUGAGCUCAUCAUCUUCUAUAAAUAAUGCAAAGGUAACAUAAUCAUCAAGACGAGUAAGAAGUCUUAUUUUACGCUUACUCCAUCUACUAAUAAUAUAAUCAAGAACAUCUGAUGAUUUUGCAACUCGAUCUCCAUCUUCACUUACAACAGAACUAAGAAGACUUUACACAAUCUCCACCUCCAGCCUUGCUCUAUCUACAACUUAAAUAUUAUCAGAUUGUUAAACCUUUUGCUUUGUAGAAAAAGACUUCAACAUAUGAUCUUCAUCAAAAAUCACAUCCCUAUUGAAAAUAACUUUCUUCGCAUUUGAAUCCCAAAGUCGAUAUCCCUUCAUGCUAGUGCUAUAGCCCACUAAGAUACAUUUCUUCGACUUUGGAUUCAACUUUCAUCUCUCAUCAACAAGUGUAAGAACAUAUUUUGAACAUUAAAAUAUAUUCAAAUUCGAAUAGUCAAUAGGAUUUUCAAUCCAUACAUCUUCAGCAACCCUCCCAUCAAGAGCAGAAUUUGGUUAUCUAUUUACCAAAUAAGCUACCAUACUCAUAACUUUUGCCCAAAAUUUCUUGGGCAAAACAUUCAGCCGUAAACACCAUGCUUUCUCAAUAAUUGUGCGGUUCAUCUACUCAGUAACACUAUUUUAUUGUAGAGUUUUCUUCACUGUAUAAUAACAUUGAAUACUAUGCUCAUCACAAAAUUGAUCAAAUUCAGAAUUCUUAAAUUCUAUACCAUUGUCAGUCCGUAAGAUUUUGAUCUUUUUUCCCAUCUGGUUCUCUACCUUCACACACCAAGUCUUGAAUUUUGUAAAUACUUCAAACUUGUGUUUCAAGAGGAAUAUCUAAACUUUAUUGAAAAAAUCAUCAACAAAGGUUAGAAAAUAUCGAGCACCACUCAUCGAUGUCACAUCAACUAGACCACACACAUUUGAAUGAACAUAAUCUAGCACAUCACCCGUAUCAUACUUUGUUACUUUGAAUGUCACUUUAUACUAUUUUCCCAUGAUACAGUACUUGUAAAAAAUCAAUUUGCAAGUUCUCACACCAAGUAGUAGUCCUUGUGCAUAUAGCUUUUGCAUACUUAUCUCACUCAUAUAACUCAAUCACAAGUGCUAUAAAAGUGUGUCAUCAAUCAUGAAAUCAUUUGGUGUCACAACACAAGCUUCACCUACAAUGUUAUUCCCCUCAAGUUUAUAAAUAUUCACUCACUGACGUCUUCUCUUCAUUAUAACAAGUGAUUCCUUUAUAAUCUUGAGGAUCCCAUUAUUUCUUUUGAAGCAACAUUCAUUCGCUUUCAAUACUCUAAGUGAAAUCAAAUUUUGGUACAAUGUUAAAAUAUAAUAAAUAUUUUCAAGCUUUCAAAUCAUUCCGUCAAACAUUCUAACCUUCAUUGAACUAAUGCCCACAACUUCGCAAGUUAUAUUAUUUUUCAUAGAAACAACUCUUGCUGUACUCUUGUACGAUUCUAACUAGUUAGUAUUAGGACACAUAUGAUAAGAACAACUAGUAUUAAGAAUCUGUGUUCAACAAAUCUUUAGCUACAACAAGUUCAGAAUAGACUUCAGCAUCUUCUCUAUCCUCAACCUUUGCAACAUUAGUCGAACUAGAUUCACCCUCUAUUGUCUUAUUACUUUGAUUCUUUGGACAAUCUCUUCACAAGUGUCCAUUUUCAUGACAUUUGUGAUAAGUUUAGUUUUUUAAUCAAUUUAUCCAUGACUUGGACCGACUCUUCUUAUCUCUUGAUGAUUCUUUCUCCUUCUACCUUUCACGUUUUCUUCCACCCUUCACAUAUAAACCUUCACUACAAGCCUUACCAACAUCCUUCUUUUGAUGAUAAUACUCCAUCAAUAAGUCAAGAACAUCUUCAAGAAUAGGUUUUGUAUUGUCAUGUAACAAGGUCGUAACAAGAUGAUUGACACAACUUUGUCGUUGUAAAGUAAAUCAUGUAAAUUUAAAAUUUAUAAAACUAUAAAAUACUAAUUUUUAAAUAUUUAGAAGUAUUUAUGAAAAAAUAUAUCAAUUAUAAUUCAAUAAAACUUUUAAAAAUAGUGAUAAUUUUUCAAGUCAGUCAUAGGGAUGUAAUAAUAUAUCUGAUAAUGUUUUAAAAUUUUUCUCAAAGAAUACGAUUUUCUAUGAAUUUUGUACUAAAAAAUGAAAAUAAAAUAUAUUUAAAUUUCACAAAAAUAGAAAAUAAGGGUGCAGACAUCAUGAUGACAUCAGCACUCGACGAAUGCGAAUCGAGUGGAAAUAGAGUUCCACCCGAUGAUUUUUACGUAAGUGAUUAUAAAUAAUUUAAUUGAUCAAAUUAAGAUUUGUAAAAGUCAAAAGAAUCAUAAUUGAAUGAAGUAUAGCUUAGUAAAUUUAAAUCACACAAAUUAUCACUAAAUGAAGUAAAAAUUAAGUUGAAAGGAGGAAAACAGAGUUUCGACGUCAUGGCGGCGAUGCAUCAGUAAUGCAUCAGAAUCUUGAGUGUUUGAAAAGAUCAUCGUGUAGUGUCCACGACCUCGAAGACUCUCCUUGGACAAGGAUGACGUGGGCAAUCUCUAGAUCUCCUUGCGAAGUCUAGAGAUCAAUGAAAUAGGUCAUUGAAUUAUCACUGGUAGCUGUCACCCGACGGAGUAGAAAAAUAAUGACUUUGCAGCUCUCUAGCGGCUAUCACCUAACAAAGAGGAGCUAGAUGGAGGUGGGGCGUGUGUCAAGGAGCUUCAUCCUCAAGUCUGCACAGCAAGAUGAGGCUCUUCAUCACAUCUAG